AUCACCAACUUGAACGUGGGGUCCUCCAGUCCAGUCUCACACUGCAGUAUAACUAAAUUAAUACUAAGAUGGCCCUUUGUAUGAUAUGAGAGUGUAACAUGGAAUAUAGGCUAUCGUUUCCUUGACAUUUAGAAUAAAUUGCAACCUCACUCGUAAUAGCCCACAUGCAAACAGCCUGUUCGGAAUGCCAAAAAUGAACUUCUCUCCACUGCUCUUCCUGUGCAUGGAUGUGUGUGUGGUGCAGACAGUCGCUUGGCCCAACUCUCCCCUCUCCUCCUCCCCCAUCCCCUCAUCACCUUGUGGGGUGGAAGCCUGCUCCGUGCUGGCCUCCACCUCUUUCUCAGCUUCACGUUCCCUGGAAGUCCCCUAUGGAUGAGCAGCUUCGAGGGGCUCCAGAGCAUGGGGGUCCUCUGCUUCCAUUGCCCAAUCUACAUCAGCCUUCUCUGGGCAUGUGGCCAGUCCAUCCUGGGGCCGCUAUGGGGAUGGCACUCCUGGCAGGGGCUACCUCAGGGCUACUGCGUAACAGUCGUAGCAUGGUUGUACUGGACACGCUACGUCCCUUCUCUUCUUACCAAGCCCACCAAGGAACCACAGAAGAAGACUGGGGCAUCUCUAGAGAAACUGAUGGCAUACAUGAAGCCUUAUAUCAUACGCUUUGGAGUCAUGCUGAGUCUUGUCGUCAUCUCUUCCCUUGUGCUGUGUGUGACCUCAUCUACAACAUCACCAUGAGUCGCAUACACACCUCCAUCCAGCGCCUAGGCUUCCAGUCGGUGCUGAAGCAGGAGAUCGCUUUCUUUGACAAAGCUCAGACAGCUGAGUCAUAUCUCAUUGCAAUCUACAGGUGACCUUGUGUCACGCAUCACCACGGACACCAACGACAUGAGUGAGUCUCUGAGUGAGAAGUUGAGUCUGCUGAUGUGGUACUUCAUGCGGGUCACUUUCCACUUCAUCUUCAUGCUCAAUCUCUCCUGGAAGCUGUCACUCUUCACCGCUAUGGGGCUUCCUAUCAUCUGGGUCAUACCAAAGAUACCCGGCAAGUGGUUCCAGGUACAGGAAAUCAGACCUUUUCUGACCUAUUGUUGUGGAAGUAGCCUGGUCCCAGAACUGUUUGUGCCUUUUGAACAAGCAGAACACAGGCUUCCAGCGCAAAGAAGGGGAGGAGCUAAACAACUAAAACAGAGGCUCUAAUCCCAUGACACUCCUCAAUGUAAACAGAAAUCCCACUUCUGCCACCAUCUCACAUUUUCAACAUUAUUACCUACUAGUUCUACUGCAUCGCAUAUGUUUAACAAAUACUCUGAGAUCAUAGCAUCAAACUGUUGUUAAAUUAUCAUAUUCCCCUCACUGAUUACAAUAAGAGUCCUGUAAUAUAAGAGGUUUCAUACAAAGAGCACAUUUCUAUGUUAAACUUUCUAUUUGCGCUAUAGUGUAACUAAAGUAUUCUUUCUGCCCCAAAUGCCUUUUGUAUUUAUUUUUACAUUUAUUUUUGUUAAAUUGUUCUCCCACUUUUGUGUUCUAACUAUAUAGUGUAAAUAGGGAUCCCAAAGAAUGUUUUGUUUUUCUGUCUCUUCAAGGCAGUACAAUACAGGAGCCUUUUUCUGUUCUGUGUUAAUGACAAUAAAU
This is a messenger RNA of Oncorhynchus masou masou (cherry salmon), 1623 nucleotides long. RefSeq lists its product as uncharacterized. The record is from RefSeq and is a predicted model, not a curated record. Gene Ontology annotation, molecular function: ABC-type transporter activity; ATP binding. Gene Ontology annotation, biological process: transmembrane transport. The transcript has 5 exons. Gene Ontology annotation, cellular component: membrane. The coding region runs from base 228 to 845 and encodes 205 amino acids. Lineage: Eukaryota; Metazoa; Chordata; Actinopteri; Salmoniformes; Salmonidae.